Acanthoscelides obtectus is the source of this 508-nucleotide messenger RNA. Lineage: Eukaryota; Metazoa; Arthropoda; Insecta; Coleoptera; Chrysomelidae. The record is from the annotation of a GenBank genome assembly.
GUAAAAGUAUAGAGUUGUAGGUUAUGUUAUGAUUUUCAUUCAAGUUUUCAUGCCGAUUUUCAAAUAGUUUUCUACAAGAUUAAUUAGUAUCUUCCGUAUUGUUUUAUCAUGUGCUUGAUGAGUUAACACAGACUUACACUAAACAUUCAUCAUGAGACUACUUGGAGCCCUGUACGCUGCAAGAACCCCUGCCAAGGAGCCUGUGCAUUUUCAAGCAAUUCUACCGCUGAAAUUGAAACCCGUCGUCUCAGGUAAAGGUGGCAAGACUUCGGACGUAUGUUGCAUUUAUGAAAUGUCCGUGAUGUUCAACUGUUUCAAAGACAACGACUUCAAUCAGGGUCUGUGCGGCAAAGAGAUAGAACAGUUCCAAAACUGUUACACGAAUCACUUGAGUACAAAGAGGGUUCGGAAAGAGAAGGAACUGAAGGGCAUACUUAAUCCAGGAGAGAAGAAAAUGUCGGCAAAGCAGAUCAAUACCCUUCUUGCUAGGCAUCCUAAUAUUGAGUAA